This is a messenger RNA of Aureobasidium vineae, 231 nucleotides long. Lineage: Eukaryota; Fungi; Ascomycota; Dothideomycetes; Dothideales; Saccotheciaceae. The record is from the annotation of a GenBank genome assembly.
AUGGACGACUUCAAGUCUGAAAAUGGCUCGUAUGUCGGUACCUGUCCUUGGGCAUAUGGCGGACUCUACCGUCCAGAAACACAGCAUGCGAACGCUUUUGGCGAAGUUUGGGCCGGCGAUCCUCCGCACGAAGCUCCUGGUUGGUACGAUUUGUACGACACCGAUGAAGCUAUGAACAUAGUACAUCGCCAACAGCAGGACAUUGCCAAGUUCUUGGGCAAGGGACAAUGA